Folsomia candida is the source of this 2012-nucleotide messenger RNA. RefSeq lists its product as uncharacterized. The record is from RefSeq and is a predicted model, not a curated record. The coding region runs from base 113 to 1591 and encodes 492 amino acids. The transcript is spliced from 6 exons. NCBI's taxonomy places the organism in Eukaryota, Metazoa, Arthropoda, Collembola, Entomobryomorpha, Isotomidae.
UUUACACUUGGUUUGAAUUAUAUCAUCCCGGGAGCGAAUUUUUGCUGCCUCCAAAACUUAUUUAUUUACAUUUCGCAUUCAAGUUAUAAUUUGCACUAUUUAGUUAAUUGAGAUGUCGUUAAGCCAAGACGAAGGGCACAGUUUCGUCUCUAUUGACGACUUGGAACCUCGUCUUCCACCGAGAUUAUCCCGAUAUCCGGCACCAUUUGACUUUCCCGAGAAACCAGUCUUCCAAGUACCCGAUAUAUCACUCAUCUUCGACUCGGACAUUAUUCCUGACAAUUCUUCUCUGCCUGGAAACACACCGAAACAAAAUGCAAAUUCAUCACAAACUUCUCUCGGCAGAGUUACACCCUCAAGUCAAAAUAGUUCUGGGAUGGUGGAAACUACUUCGCCAGCUGGGGUGAUAAAUUCCAGAAGUUCGGAACCUACUUUACGCAACAAUUUGCUAAAUUCUUCCGGCCAGGGGAUAAGUAGCAUGGAUAAGAUAAACUCUGCUCAGUCUAUUGGUGCGGAUUAUAAUGUUUUCAAAGAACUGCAGUCACAACGGGAGACGAUAACACGGAUGGAGGAAAAAUUAGAUAAAAUUAUGCAAUUUCAGGAUGGAUUUCUAUCUCAGAUCUUUCGUCGAGGAGCCCUUAUUUCUACCCAGGUCCAAACGGACGACGUUUCUAAUAAAAAAUUAACUCGUCGGUCGCAACCGAAAAGGACUACGACAACCACAUCGGACAAUGACUCACCCAUUCUAACCCCUAAGCAUCAACAUCGUCACCCUAAUAAUCAAAAUAAGCAGAAAAACGGUAGACAAUUUGAGAGAAUUCUGACCCAAGAGAGAGUGCAGAAUAAUAAUUCCUUGUCACCCAUGCAACUUCCCAGUUUCAAUGCGCCAAGUGAUCUCUUAUCGGCGGCGAGUGGGAUAAAAUCCCUUCAACUCCAAGACUUUGAGGAUGACAGUUCUCAUAGUGGAAGCGGGGAGCUAUUCGGUUCAGACGCUUCAUCUUCUGACGAGGAUGAAAACCCUGUAAAGCCUGUUAUUAAGGUAAAACCACCAGGACAAAACGUGUCACCCAAUGGAAAUCUCAUGUUUAGCGAUCCAUCACGGCAAGCUUCUCCUGGGGCCAAGUUAUGGACACCGCCACCUCAGCCAUCUCCACAUCCAUUCGAGAAUAAUACAGAAAGAACCAGAAAUCCGUGUUCUAACGAGAAUAAUCGUAUUUCGUCCGGACGGCAUCAUAAUCAACAUCGAUACAAAUCCACACCUAGGACUGGUUCCAAUUUUCAUUCCCCUGCACAAAAAUAUCCUAAUUCUAACGAGUUACGAGGGUUUGAUGCGAUACAAACCAACGCUACAACCGGUCCAACUGAAACAACCGUUUACGGCAUGACGCCAUCAAAUCUUUCCUUUGCUACAAAAGAAUACCUUCACCGAUACGGCCUUGUCACGCAACAACAAUCUCCACGUCACCAAAGUCCCACCCCAAACGAGGCACCCCGUCAAUCACGACCACCCCAUAAAAACUUUGCGAAGCGUUAUGAAGAAGACAGGAUCCUUAACAUUACAGAAAUUAAGAACCAACCAAAGUUCUUGUAAACUCAGAAAAUAAUAAGGAGAAAAGUGUAGCUUUAUCAUAAUUACGAAGGCGUGCUACACUUUUACAUGUAUGUAACUAGUUUACUAAUUUACUUAAAGAAUGCUUGUACACUUGAUGGAGGAAUCAAAACCUCUUGUCGUCAUACUUAUAAUGACGAAUAUUUGUAAUAAUUUAUAUUUUUAAAUAUGCAAUAUCAUGCAAACCGAUGAACAAUAAGUUGACCCAGUUAUUUUAUUGUUACAAAAGUAUUAUCACCGAUGCAAUGACCAUCCCUUGUUUUUGUCUAAAGUGGAAAUUGGCAGAUCAUUCCUGCCUACAUUACAUAUGUAUGUAUGCGUGUACCUUCAAUACUUUUGUACUGAUGUAUCUCAUUGAUAAAUGCUAUCGAAUAAAAAGGGUCCCAUCUGAAAUAGCAUAAAA